Messenger RNA from Pseudocercospora fijiensis CIRAD86, 687 nucleotides. RefSeq lists its product as uncharacterized. Gene Ontology annotation, biological process: GPI anchor biosynthetic process. The record is from RefSeq and is a predicted model, not a curated record. Gene Ontology annotation, cellular component: mannosyltransferase complex; endoplasmic reticulum membrane. Bases 1 to 687 code for a protein of 228 amino acids. Lineage: Eukaryota; Fungi; Ascomycota; Dothideomycetes; Mycosphaerellales; Mycosphaerellaceae. Gene Ontology annotation, molecular function: mannosyltransferase activity. The transcript has 2 exons.
AUGAGUUUCCUGGCUUGCUCGACUUCACUGUUUGCACUGCUUGUGACUACAGCUCUCGCAAACACCGAAAAGGUCAUCUUCACGGCCCCAAAAUCCAUCACUCUGCCCGACUCUGGCCCUCGUCUGGAAGCUCUUGGGCUGCGUGCCAUCUCGCAUACCAACAGGGCUUUGCAGACAUCUCUAUCAGUCGCUUUUCCAAUCAAAGACCGGCCGCGCGGACUAGCUUCGUGGUAUCUAUUGAGCGAUCUUGAGGAGGAUCAACGCUACGAAGUGCGCGUCUGCUGGGCCGCUGUGCAACCCACGGAAAUCUGGCUCAACGUCUACGACAUUGCACAUGUCUUCGACACUCCACUUCUGAUCCAGAGUCUUUCGGAAUUCGCGGACAGAAGACUUGAGCAAGCCACUCAAGAGUUCCCUCACCAAGAGCAAAAUAUCAACGGAAGCUUGCUCCUGCUACAUGUGCAAGCUGCAGCCGACUACUUCACCACAAACAAGAAAUUGAUGCAGGAGCCACCGCUGGUUGACGUCGACAUCAUUCUCGAUCGCUAUCUACUCAACGCGUUCCCAGAGUCGUUGAUCGCAACAGCCGGAUAUCUCCUUGUUAUAGCGGUCUUGGCCUUCUUCGUUUCUGGCCGGAUUUGGAGCUUUCUCCACGACAGCAGCGGUUAUAAACAGCACCAGGACUGA